Acinonyx jubatus (cheetah) is the source of this 1203-nucleotide messenger RNA. Its product is annotated as proline-rich protein 36-like. The coding region runs from base 1 to 1089 and encodes 362 amino acids. The record is from RefSeq and is a predicted model, not a curated record. The transcript is spliced from 3 exons. NCBI's taxonomy places the organism in Eukaryota, Metazoa, Chordata, Mammalia, Carnivora, Felidae.
AUGACCAAGUCAAGUCUCUCUCUGUCUCUCGUUCCCGGGGUCUCUCCCAGGCAGGCUCUCUCCACCUCUCUCUCUCUUUCCUUCUGCACCGGCUUUUCUGUGUCCAGGCAUCUUCUGCCACUCAGAACCUUCUCCCCUAAAUUUCUUUUAUUAUUCACUCUCUUGUCCGCUCUCUCUCUCCAUUUUUCUCUCUCUAAAUCAUCCUUCUCUCUAUUAAGACCUUGCCCCCACCCCCCAAUUUCUCUCUCUCCCUUUCUCUGUUUCGUUCUCUCCCCCAUCCUCAGUCUCUGUCUGUCUCUCCCCAUCUGUCUCUCCUCCCCCUCUCUGGAUGACUCUGUCCCUGUCUCUUCUUUCCUUCUGUUAUCCCAUCCUGACCCCCCCCUCAUCCUCUCCCUUACCCCAUCCCCCAUCUGUUCCCCCAGUCUCUUGGUUUCUCUCUUUGUGUCUCUGUCUCUGUCCCCUUCUCUCUCUGGAUAUUUCUCUGUGUGUGUCUCUCUCUCCAACUUCCUUCUGCUACCAGCCGCUGCCUCCCCCAAAUUUCUCCCUCCCCCAUUUCUGUUUCACAGUCUCUGGGUUUCUCUCUUUCCGCUUCUCCUUGUCUCUCUGUGUCUCUCUCCCUCCCUCUCUGGGUCUCUCUCUCUCUUUUCCCUCAGCUUCCUUCUGCCACCCAGACCCUGCCCCCCAAUCGUUUCCCUCCCCCCACCUCCUCUCUGUGGCUCCCCCAUCCCCAGCGGCUCCCCUCCCCCUCCCUCCCUCCUCCCUCCCUCUCUCGUCCUCCAGCUCCGCACUUUACCCAGCGACACGGGAACCAAAUUGUCUCCUCACCUUUUUUUUUUUUUCAUCCCGACCCCCACUCCCUUGGGGCCUGAGCUAAGAGCGGCCCCUCAGCCUCCCCUCCCACCUCAACACCCCCCAACCAGGUCGGACGCCUGGGUCCUUCGCUGCUGGGGGAGGGGGAGCAGUGAGAACUGGGAGCCACCAGGGUUUUUCUGGGGGGGGUGCAGGCAGGGGGGCUCAUCGUCCCCCUCCCCAGUGCAUCGGAGAGUUGACCUAUCGUUAACAGAGCCGGCGACCAUGGCCGCCCUCUGACCCCCUCCCCGGCGCGCGCCUCCUCCUCGCCGCCCCCCCCCCCAGCCCAGCCCGGCCGGCCCCGGGCCCCCACUUCUGCCUGCGCUGUGCCCCCCACCCAGCCGCCGGCACGGC